AUGGAGACGUGUGAUGUUAGGAUAAGCACUCCGCCUACUUCUCAAACUUCAAAAACCAAUCAAACUAAUGCAUUAGAGGUGCACUUGGAUUCAGUUGAAGUAAGUACAUCGGCAAAUGUAUUUUCUUCUG
Messenger RNA from Funneliformis mosseae, 130 nucleotides. The record is from the annotation of a GenBank genome assembly. Lineage: Eukaryota; Fungi; Glomeromycota; Glomeromycetes; Glomerales; Glomeraceae.